Messenger RNA from Cephus cinctus (wheat stem sawfly), 3729 nucleotides. It is a transcript of the gene Gyc88E, whose product is annotated as soluble guanylate cyclase 88E. Lineage: Eukaryota; Metazoa; Arthropoda; Insecta; Hymenoptera; Cephidae. Bases 949 to 3423 code for a protein of 824 amino acids. The record is from RefSeq and is a predicted model, not a curated record. The transcript is spliced from 17 exons. Gene Ontology annotation, molecular function: heme binding; oxygen sensor activity; guanylate cyclase activity. Gene Ontology annotation, biological process: response to oxygen levels; cGMP biosynthetic process; nitric oxide-cGMP-mediated signaling. Gene Ontology annotation, cellular component: guanylate cyclase complex, soluble.
UUUGUCAAAUCGUUAGAUUUCCUAUUAUAUAUGUAUGAUCAAGUCAGUAUUGAUUUUGAUUAAUACAGAUCAUUUAAAGUUUUUAUUUAUUAUAUUGAAUCUAUAUGGUCGUAUUCAGUCUAAUCCGUCAAAUCUGUUCUUAUAACUGAUUGUCACGUGGAACAUUUACCACUUCGGUGAAUAUAUGUUUUGCGCGUUUGCGCCCAUAAGGGACUAUAUAAAAGUGAAAGACAUUGUUGGACUUCAAAUUUAUAAAGAAACUUCAAGACGCAUCUUUACGAUAAAUUGUCGCUCUCGUGUUUGCUCGUUAUAAAACCCGUGCACGGGUCGGAGUUGAAUCGGAGAAUGGCGACAGGACAGAUGAUAAAAUAUUGCAAGGAUAAAGAAAUGAAAGGAAGCAGAUACAUGAAGAGGGAGAAAUUAGCAUGAUGUUUCAAGACGAAGGUGAUACGAUUCUGUGGGAUAUCAUAGAGAAGAGGUUUCGACCUGGCUCCACGCAGACAUCUUAUUAUUGAUUAACCCAAGGAACGAUCCGCAAUAAUUGAUAGGAUUAAUUUACUGCAAGCAAUUAGACUUCGAAUGGCAAUGUAAUAGAACUUCCGUCUUAUGCGCAAAUUGGAAAGUGUAUUAUACCUGGACGAUUAGCCACACGCUAACCCUGAAUGUCUUAUGGCAAUGAGAAUAGUCUUUCUCCUGGAUGGGAUCGUGACUCCUCGGUCCUCCAGUCCGCCAUCGUAUAAAUAGAAGUGCAGAAGCGACUCCAAGAUGUGCAUUGCUCCAUAGCCGAUCCCACCUGAAUCCUCAUUCUCUCGGAAUCAUUUUUGAAUCGGCUUCUGGAAGAUCUUCGUCGUCGUCGUCGAAUAUACGGAUCGAAGGAAGAACAACGUAGAGUAGGAAUUAAUUCGAGGAUUAUCGUAUAUCAUAUCGUGUAUAAGUUUGCAAGCAAUCAUGUACGGUCUAAUACUGGAGAACAUGUCGGAGUACAUAAGACAAGUUUAUGGAGAAGAUCGUUGGGAAGAAAUAAGAAGACAGGCAGCAGUCGACCAGCCAAGUUUCAGCGUUCACCAAGUAUAUCCUGAGAACUUGAUACCAAGACUUGCCAAGAAAGCAAUUCAAGUUCUUGGAAUAACUGAGAGGGAAUUCUUUGAUCAGAUGGGCGUCCAUUUUGUUGGUUUCGUUAGCCAAUAUGGUUACGAUCGGGUACUAUCAGUGCUUGGACGACACGUACGUGAUUUUCUUAAUGGUCUGGAUAAUCUUCACGAGUACCUCAAGUUCUCUUAUCCACGAAUGCGGGCGCCAUCUUUUAUAUGUGAACAUGAAACACGUCAAGGUCUUACUCUUCACUACAGAAGUAAACGGCGAGGAUUUGUUUAUUAUACUAUGGGACAAAUUCGCGAAGUUGCCAGACACUUUUAUCACAAGGAAUUGCAAAUUGAACUUGUCAGGGAGGAAGUUCUCUUCGACACUGUACAUGUCACCUUUCAUUUGACUUUUGACAAUCGAGCUUUCACACUAGCCUCACUUGCCAUGACAAGAGAAGAGAAGCAUUUGCCCAUUGGAGCUUCCGUUUUGUUUGAGAUUUUUCCAUUUUGCAUCGUCUUUGGAUCAGAUAUGAUUGUCAGAAGCAUUGGAAAUUCACUUAUGGUAAUAUUACCAGAUUUACUGGGGAAAAAAAUUACUCAUUGGUUCGAUUUGGUCAGACCACUAAUAGCUUUUAAGUUUCAAACGAUACUGAAUAGGACUAACAAUAUUUUUGAACUGGUCACUGUUGACCCAGUUCUAUCUGACUAUCCGUCGAACAAUAAAAAAAUCGAUAGUACGGCAAACAAUGAAAGAGAUCCUCCCGAGGACAAGACACUUAGCUUAAAGGGACAAAUGAUUUAUAUGGAUAACUGGAGAAUGAUGAUGUAUCUUGGCACACCAGUAAUGCCAGACUUGAAUGCUUUGAUUGGUACAGGUCUCUACAUAAAUGAUCUGUCAAUGCAUGACUUUAGUCGAGAUCUCAUGUUGGCCGGUACCCAACAAUCCGUAGAACUGAAACUAGCUCUGGACCAGGAGCAGUUGAAGAGUAAAAAGCUGGAGGAAUCUAUGCGAAAGCUGGACGAAGAAAUGCAAAGAACAGAUGAAUUAUUAUAUCAGAUGAUCCCAAAACAGGUGGCUAAUCGAUUGCGCGACGGCGGGAAUCCAAUAGAUACUUGCGAAAUGUUUGACAACGUGUCAAUACUCUUUUCCGACGUGGUAAGUUUCACUGAAAUCUGCAGUCGUAUCACGCCUAUGGAAGUGGUCUCCAUGUUAAAUGCAAUGUACUCGAUAUUCGAUACACUAACUGAACGCAACCGUGUUUACAAGGUUGAAACCAUUGGCGAUGCCUAUAUGGUCGUUUCCGGUGCACCUGUGAAAGAAAAUGAUCAUGCGGACAGAGUGUGCGAUAUGGCCUUGGACAUGGUGGAAGCAAUAAUGGAUUUAAAAGAUCCAUCAACAGGUAUGCCAGGAAACCAUCUGCAGAUCAGAGUCGGAGUGCACAGUGGCGCCGUGGUGGCAGGAAUCGUAGGCUUGAAAAUGCCUCGUUAUUGCCUCUUCGGGGAUUCCGUAAACACAGCUUCCAGAAUGGAGGCGACUAGCGAAGCAAUGCAAAUUCACAUAUCACAAUCGACUAAGGAACUUUUAUCUCCGUCUUAUAAAGUCACUGAACGUGGUGAGAUACAAGUAAAAGGAAAAGGAACCAUGAAGACUUACUGGCUGGAGAAACGUGGUGAAAGAUCCCGGAUGACCAGAGGAAUAAGUAUUCACACACCGCCUCAAUGGUACAGUCGUGCUAGCGAAAAAAGAAUAUCUUUAACUAGUGGUGGCGGUUCAAUGCCACCAACACCGUGCGAACGAAAGCCACGUCCUGAGUCUCGCCGGGAAUCCAGGAUGUCUUCCCCGACGCAGUUAGGAUCAGGAAGUAACUUGCCGGAGGAGCGAAGAACUUAUUCGCCAAUCACGUUUCAAGAUGUCGCACGACGUUCCGUCGCAAAUUCUCCCACGAAGACUGCAAAUACUCAAGAAUUGAGAUCGAAUUCCGUAGGAGCAGUUUCUGCUCUUGUUCGCAACCCAGCUGAUGUCUUCGGAUCGUUACUAAGCGACACCGAGGAACAUUUUCGAUUACACAGAGACAGCAGGUCGGCUAGGCAUUCGGUUGGCGUACAUCAGAGACCGGAAGUCAAGGUGGAGACUACUACAAGCUCAUCCUCAGGGGAAAGUUCGCCCUUGAGUUGUGGGGAUUUAGUAUCAUCCAGGAUCACUGGGAUAGCAAGUAGUGAAUUUUGCGUAGGAGCCGAAGAGACGAGACUCAUGGUCCCCAGGGAACCGUGCUGUCCGGGUUUUGCCAUUCCUAAAGGGAACAAAUCUAAGAAUCAGAGCAAUGCUUGUAACAUCGUUUAGAGAUUUUACCAACGACGUGAAUAUAGAUUUUUAAAAUUCAAUGACCCUAUUAAUUAUUCAAAAAAGAUGGUCGCUACUAUAUUCAAACUCUCCCGAAUUGGGUAUCUGAUAUUUUUGAAAGGAGAAGAAAAAUGAGAGAAUCUCAAAAAAGAAAGAAAAACCUGCAUCUUCCACAAAUAAACAUUUACCUCGCGCGAUAAUGAACUUGAAUAACAAAAAAUGGUGAUGCGGAGGUGUGUAGUUAUUGUUUUUUCUGAAGCAGCUAGUCACACGACUCGAAUAAAAUACAAUUAAAAUGAUGGGCCA